This is a messenger RNA of Ogataea haglerorum, 936 nucleotides long. RefSeq lists its product as uncharacterized. NCBI's taxonomy places the organism in Eukaryota, Fungi, Ascomycota, Pichiomycetes, Pichiales, Pichiaceae. The coding region runs from base 1 to 936 and encodes 311 amino acids. The transcript has 2 exons. The record is from RefSeq and is a predicted model, not a curated record.
AUGAAUACGAAGAUAAAGAGGGAGAAGCAGAAAGAAGACUUGUCUCCUGCGGUCACAGACGAACACGAGUCCGAUGCCGACGACUCGUCGGCUUCUUCUUCGGACGAAUCAUCGUCUGAGUCCGUGCGGGAGUCGGCGUCGGAGUCGGAGGUGUCGAAACGCGAAAUGUCGGAGCGCGAGCAGUUCGAGCUGCAGGCCAAGUACCGGCGGCUGGACCGCGCACUGGUACAGCAGCGCACGGAGGUUGCACGCGAGAAUGGUAUCCAGGUGGUUUCGACGUCGCUGGACAUUGCGGAUCAGCUUUUUUCAGAGACCAAGACGUCGAUCCAGUCGAACAUCGUGGCCAAGGACGCGGCCACGUUGAAGGAGAUCGGUUUGCAGGCGAAGCUGGCGACGCGCAACCUGAAGCUCGGACGCUCUGAGCGCGUUUUGAACUUCGCCGAGUUCAGCAGCAAUUUUCAGCGAUUUUUUGCUACCGAGGACGACAUGGUUGACGUAGACUCGCCGGCCGACCGCGGAAUGGCCCUUCCUGCUGGGGCCGCUGGAGAUCACGCGAAAGACACGCGCGUCGCGGCCCCGGCUCCAGGACGAUUCCAAGAACAACGCCUCCAGGACGGCCAGCAAACGCAGUGCGUCGGAGCUGCUGGAGCAGGACCGCCAGGACGACACGACGGCAAACUCCGAGCGCUGUUUCCGCAAACUGCGCACGCUCAACAUGGCCCGCAAAAACCUGUUCGAGUUCUUCAUCGACCCGAAGUCGUUCGCCAGGUCGGUCGAAAACCUGUUCUACACAAGCUUCCUCAUCAAUCACGGCAAGAUGAUUCUGGGACGCGACGCGACGGGCGUCCCGUACGUCCAGGAGGCAAGCCCGGAAACCUUCAGGGACCUGCCGCGCUACGUCAACAGGGACGACUCCAAAUCGCACAUCGUAUUUAG